UUGUUUUGAAGGAAAAAUUAAUUUAUAACUUUUAUUCAAUUUUUAUCAACAUAUUAUUUCAAUGGUAAUUAUUAGUUUAUUAUUUUUUAUAAAAUAAAUUAUGAUUGGCCCUUGUUAUUUAGAAAAAAAAAAGGGGAGAAUUUUAAAGGCAACAUGUAAAUAUGAUUUAGAAAACGACAUCGCUUUAGCCCACUCAUCAUUGGUCUCCUUUUAGCACCUCCUCCAUCCCAACGAUUAGUUCCAGGUGACCGUUGAAGGACCCAAAAUUCAAAAUCUCGUAAGCCUCCAAAUAAACAAGCAAUGAAUCACCGUAAGAACAUUCAAUCACAUCGAAAAUUCAUAAACUCAAGAAAAAAAAAUUGAAAAUAAGAAGGGAAACGAGAACUCUGAAAAUCUUCAAAUCACAGCUCUGGCGCAAGAAUCACCAAUCUUGGUUAAAUCCAAUUACUGGUUCAGGUCAAGAAACCAAGAGAUCAUAAAAAAUGGGGUACACAUACACACCAGCAUACUACUCCACCCUCCAUGAUUCAAUCAUCUCUCUCUGCAAGUCUGUCCUUCCUUUUUCCUUCAAGAAACGGAGGCUGCCUGCCGCAGAACACAGGCUCUCCAAGCUGCAAUCUAAUAACUUGAAAUGGCAGCAAGAUUCUUUCCACCAGAUAUUGAACUUGAUGGGGCUCUACAAGGAAGGAAUCUUAGCUGAGAAUGAGGUCUCAGCUUUUCGAACGCAUUUGCUGGAGACCCUUAUUGCUUCUCCAACUGAACAUGAACAGCCAGUCAUUUUGAGAGAUAAAUUGGUCUUCUUGCAGGAGCUCCUUUAUGCAAAAUGUAUAUCAGAAGAUGAGUACCAUUUUUCAAAGAGACCAUUGUUACAGAGGCUAGCAGUUCAAGGGGCAGAAACUGAGGCAAGAGAUGUUACUGUUGCUGGCCCCAAAGACCUGAGAGAGAAUCCAGAAGAGGAGUGGUCAGUCAUUGAUUUUAAAGAUGAGAAAAGCUUGGUUGCUAAAGAAAAUUUAUCCUCUAAAAGCAUAUCAAAGCCUCACUCAGCAAUCAAGCAAACUAAAGGAGCAGCCUCAGCUUUUGGCUUUGGAUCAUCUCACAAGCAAACAAAACAAAAGGAAGAGAAGAGCAUAUUUGAAAUUGAAGCACGAUACCCACUUCGGGAUAGCAAUUUGAGGAAUAAAGAAAGCGAAAUGAAGUCUAUUCUCAUGCAAGAAAGCUUACCAAAUGAAUCCACAAAGGAAUGUGGAAGCACUGAUAAGGCAAAGAGGAAACCCUUUAGGACUCUGUUCCAAAGAGAGCAGAGGGAGGCUCAUUGUGGCAGCGGCAGUAGCGAUAAUUGUAUCAAUUCUGAAGAGAAAGUGUCAAAAUCAGCAAAGAAGCAAUGGGGUUUUGAUGGUUUUAAGAAAUGGAAGAAAAAUGAUUCAGAUGAUGAGACUGCUCCGUUGCCUCUCAAUAACGAAAGAUUAGCAUCUUGUCACCUUGUUAAUACCCCCGUUGGAGAAGGACCAGACACUAAACUGAUAAAGAGAAAGCUGCAUUCAAACGGUUCUCCUUCAGAUUUUUCCAUUGACAAGGUUUCAGGGGACAAGAUAAAGAAGGAACUAUCACGAAUUCAAACAGAACUCUGCACCACAAACACCAAUCUUAAAUUCUCGGAUGACCAAAUGGAAGCAAUUUCCACCAAGUAAGUCAGUAGAAUUUUUCUGUCUCCCAUUUCUUUACGAAACUUAUGACUAUAGAAACUAAUGCUAACAACUAUUUUCUUUUGUUUAAGGUCCUGGUGUGAUCGGUAUGGUGAUGUCGUAUUGGAUGUAGUGAAGAAAGAAUUCAAGGACCAUGUUGGAGAAAUGGAGAACAUGAGAAAUGCUUCUAGGGAGAAACACAGCUACAACUCAAAGCGAUGGACAACAUUUGAAGAUGACAAUGAUGAUCAUGAGAAUUUUCACCCAAAUCUCUUUGCUUACAGCAACAGUAACAUGUGUUUUGAAAAUAACAAUCCCUUCUUCCAUGAUUACAGCAGUGAAAGCAAUGGAAAUAAGCUGAGAUCCAAAUCAUCAUCCUCUUUUCAAGAUCAAAACCCCCUUUGGUCUCCAAGGCAUGGCCAUACUUUGCUUGGUUAGAAAGCAGAGAAAGUAUACGAGUAUUUGUUUACGGUAUUCCAUCAAGUAUAGGGAGAUGGAUUUGUAUGUUUAAA
Messenger RNA from Hevea brasiliensis (rubber tree), 2194 nucleotides. RefSeq lists its product as uncharacterized. The transcript has 4 exons. Lineage: Eukaryota; Viridiplantae; Streptophyta; Magnoliopsida; Malpighiales; Euphorbiaceae. The coding region runs from base 483 to 1688 and encodes 401 amino acids. The record is from RefSeq and is a predicted model, not a curated record.